Molecule: messenger RNA, 1444 nt
Organism: Strongylus vulgaris
Lineage: Eukaryota; Metazoa; Nematoda; Chromadorea; Rhabditida; Strongylidae
Source: the annotation of a GenBank genome assembly
UUCUUAACAGGUUGCAAUCGGUGACAUCCAACGGCACGGAACUCAGCAGCGGGCGGUUGGAGCAGCACUUUGCCCAGUUACCCAGAGUUCUAUUGCUGUCUUGUUUAGCAGUGGAAGAGUUGUACUGUGGCAGCUGACAUCUGAUAAGUCUGCAGUUCUUGAUUAUCGACAAUCUUUCAUCGAGGACUAUUUGGCGUUCGGGAAAGAUCUGGAAACGAGACCUAUAGGAGAGUUAAACAUCCAGCAAACUGGAUUUCUUGAUGCUUUAUCCUCUGGAGUAUCAUGUCUACGUAUGCGUCCCAUAGACGAUCUUGGAAAGGAGACUGAUGAUUCUUUAGACCUCUCAUCUUUUGGAUCAGCGCAUCUAGUGGCCGUUGGCUCACAUUCCGGAGUUUUACAACUUGUCGAUGUUUUCACCUGUGAUAUUGUUAGAGAGUUUGCUGUACAAUCUUCUCCUAUUAAGUGCUUAGAAUGGGGCGGAACUUAUACUGUACUCACUGCUGGAUAUAAUCAUUCUCUUAGUACUGCUCAAGUAGUGCGAAAUGAUUUAUAUGCUAUCGAUAUAAGAACAGGUAGCUUUUCCGAUUGGCACUCUUUGCUCUCUCCACCUUUGGAAGGUGUAAAACGACGAAUCAGACCGGAAGCUGAUGAAUCACCCGUCACCCUUUUGAGAGUGUCGUUCUACCAAUGUUAUUUGGCGCUCGCUUUCCAACGCGAACCCCUUGAGAUCUGGGAUUUGAAGGGGUUGCGUCUCUUACGACGAAUGAGCAAGACGUGUCCCUUAAUAGUUGACAUGGUAUCGCUUUCUUCUGUAGUUCUUCAUGCUUGGUCUUGUAAACACCAUGGAAUGAAAACAACAGAAGAUGGAGGAUUAAGCAUCUAUCGAGAGAAUUUGGUAGUCCUCGACUCAGAGAAUCGUCUGUACCAUGUCGUAGUUAAGGGUCUUCAUGUGAAAGACGGAAAAGAAGUAAACACUCAGUUUUUUGGGAAUGAAGCGCCUUCCCAAAACAAGGGUCCUUUGGGCCAAACUCUGUGGAAGAGCGGAGGCUGGUCUAUUAGAACUAUGGCAUGGAAGGACGACAUGUUAGCUAUGGGAGAUGCAGAAGGAAGAAUUGUAUCUAACCUCGUUUCUCUAAAGAUCUGGGAUCUUGGUCGUCGUCAGUCACGACAUGUUCGCGCUUCGAGAUUCCCUGUAGUGCGAAUGACGUUUUCACGUCUAGCUGGAGACCACACCCUUGCAGUUUUACAUCCCCGUGAGUUGUCCUUAUGGGAUACAGAAGCAUUAACUCGUCAGCAUCAAAUCACUUUGGAUAGCUCACGGUCAGCCUUGGACAUGGAUCUAUGUGGUGUUUCGCCCAUACUUCUGACAAAUGACAAUGUGCUGCGUUAUGCACCAGCGGUUGCUAAGAAUACGCCAAUGUUAGAAAAAGGUGGAGAUUUAUAG